This is a messenger RNA of Eimeria necatrix, 1002 nucleotides long. RefSeq lists its product as hypothetical. Lineage: Eukaryota; Apicomplexa; Conoidasida; Eucoccidiorida; Eimeriidae. The record is from RefSeq and is a predicted model, not a curated record.
AUGUUCCCAAAUGCAGGAACGUUUGCUCCAGUUUCUGCCUCAGCAUCCGAAGGCUCAAUCGACAUUGCUGGAUGGAUGCUCCAACCUGCAGGGACGUCUGCUCCAGCAAAAGAAGCAAGCCUGACUGCAGAACUAUGGGCACCUACUAAGGCAAUGCUUCAGGCAGAAAAGCGCUCACUACAGCUGAAGGAAUCAGAAACACAGCUGAUUCCUGCACCAGCAAAGCAGGCCACGCAGCCGCAAACAGAAGCAGCCGCGCCAGCCACAUCAAUAAAAGCACUGUCGUUGCAAGCAACGCUGUCUCCACACCCUCCACAGCAAGCAUGGCCAAAUCCAACAACAGCAGCCCUACCAGGGCUGGAUUCAUCUGCCCCAGAAGCUUCAACAAAACCUUCACGAGCAACGAUACCGACAGCAGGUCAUAUGCCGGCUCAAUCAUCAUCAACAUUGCCCUCUCCAGCCACAGGUUCUAGUCUACCCGCGUCAACUUCUGUUCCCCCACCAGUGCCACCACGAUCACGAUCAGGCCAAACAGGAGGGCAAGCAGCAGGGCCCUCUCAGGCAUUGGCAGCACUAAGCCUUGAAUCAGCAACAGCUGGUGAGUCAACUCUACAGCGUACAGCGCGAUCAGUUGUAUUUCCACAAGCGGGUGCACCGGAAGUUUCUGCAUCAGCGCUUUCAGCCACGCAUACUCUACCUAAAUACACGCCUGUUCCAACUUCAGUACCAAUAACGCUGCGAUUAGGGCCGUCGAAAGCAGCAACUUUACCAGCGUCUUUUCCAAGAGGAGGUCCACUGGAACCUGAUCAGAUAUCUCUGCAACCUGGAGAAAUGAGAGAGUUCGUGCCUAUGGUGUCUGUUGGAAACCUGAGUUCUUCACACUACAAAGGUUUGCAUCUGCCCUAUCAAUUUCGUCAUUUGGUGAACACGGUACGUGCACUGUCAAGGCUCCUGGGAAUCAUUAGUUCCACUCUCACCGGUGUUGAACAGCCUAAGGCCUAG